AUGCACAGGGACUGCAGCACAGGAGUGUACUGACAGGUGUCCAGUGCCAGGAUGCUGGGAUGACACCUCUGGAGGCCCUGGCGUCCCUCCUGCCCAGGUACUAGGAGCCGUCCCCAGGCUCCAGCUGGGAGCCCUGCUGCCCAAGGGCAUGGCCAAACCUUUCUUCAGACUCCAGAAGUUUCUCCGCAGAACACAGUUCCUGCUGCUCUUCCUCACAGCCGCCUACCUGAUGACUGGUAGUCUGCUGCUCUUGCAGAGGGCCAGAGUGGCCCUCCCACAGGCCCUCCGGGCUCCUGGCAGCCUGCAGGCCUUGCCGGUGGCCACUGUGGCACUGGGUAUGGGCCUUCUGGAUGGCAGAGGCCUCCAUGACCCCCACAGUAGCCCUGACCUAAUACUUGAUGUGGACACACUGAGGAGUCCUCUGGCCCGACUGCCACCUGGAAUCCGCUGGCCCCGCAGGAACCGCAGCUCACUGAGGCGGCGCUGGCUCCAUCACCUCAACAAUGACCCCCAGGGACCACCCACCCUGAGCCCUGAGGCCCCUGGACCAGUGAGCCGCAGCCAAGGCACUUACCUGGGAUGCUUCAGUGAGGAGGGCCAGGAAAGAACUCUGAAGGGGGCAGUGUUUUAUGACUUGAGAAAGAUGACCGUGUCGCACUGCCAGGAUGCCUGUGCUGAGCGGUCCUAUGUCUAUGCCGGCUUGGAGGCUGGUGCAGAGUGCUACUGUGGGAACCGGCUGCCAGUGACACGCGUCAGCCUGAAGGAGUGUAACCAGGAGUGCAAGGGGGAGAAGGGUGCCUUCUGUGGGGCUGUUCAUCGGCUCUCCGUGUACAGCGUGGGGCUGCAGCAGUCGGGCUCCAGGAAGCGACGGACUGCCACCUACCGAGGGUGCUUCCCGCUGCCAGAGAACAUCACCCACACCUUCUCCUCCUCCCUGACACAGGCCAACAUGACUGUGGAGACAUGCUCUGGAUUUUGUUCCCAGAAAGAGUUUCCUCUGGCCAUCCUCCGGGGCUGGGACUGCUACUGUACCUACCCUACCCCCCAAUUCAGCCUGCGGGAUGCCGUGGAUGGAACACUGUGCAGCCAGGCCCCUGAGGCUCAGGAGCUACCUGGCUACUGUGAGGUUUACCAGACACCUGUACAAGACACCCGGUGCACAGACAGGAGGUUCCUGCCCAACAAGUCUAAAGUGUUUGUGGCUCUGUCAAGCUUCCCUGGAGCUGGGAACACAUGGGCAAGACACCUGAUCGAGCACGCCACUGGCUUCUACACAGGAAGCUACUACUUCGAUGGAACCCUGUACAACAAGGGGUUCAAGGGUGAGAAGGACCAUUGGCGUAGCCGGCGCACCAUCUGCGUGAAGACACAUGAGAGUGGCCGGAGGGAGAUCGAGAUGUUUGACUCCGCCAUUCUCCUGAUCCGGAACCCCUACAGAUCUCUAGUUGCUGAAUUUAAUAGGAAAUGCGCUGGACACCUGGGCUAUGCCCCUGACCGCAACUGGAAGAGCAAAGAGUGGCCAGACUUUGUGAAUAGCUAUGCCUCCUGGUGGUCCUCGCAUGUCCUAGAUUGGCUCAAGUACGGGAAGCGGCUGCUGGUCGUGCACUAUGAAGAGCUGAGGCGCAGUCUGGUGCCCACGCUGCGGGAGAUGGUGGCCUUCCUCAACGUCUCCGUGAGCGAGGAACGGCUUCUCUGUGUGGAGAACAACAAAGAGGGCAGCUUCAGGCGACGUGGCCGGCGCCCUCAUGACCCGGAGCCCUUCACCCCGGAGAUGAAGGACCUGAUCAAUGGCUAUAUCCGGACAGUGGACCAGGCUUUGCGUGACCACAACUGGGCUGGCCUGCCCAGGGAGUAUGUGCCCAGAUGAUAGGCCUACCCUGGCUACCUGGUCCUGCUGAGAUGCAGCUGGACUAACGGGCUGAACACUGCUCUAGUGCACUGAUCUGUGGACCCCUGGGCUGCAUGGCUGCUGGCACACAGUCAGCAAGGUGUUCUCGCGGGUGCAACUUCAUGAGCAGGGGAUCCACAAAGCCUGCCCAGACAGAUGCGCAUCGCAGGACACUCCUUGCCAGACACUUGCACAUCAUCAGACACACUUAGACAUCAUCCACCACUCACAGUGCCCAUCUUAAUGUGCCUAAGCUGUUUGAGUAGGGUGGAGCAGACACUCCCAGCUUUGCAAACACAGCCAGAUGUGGACACAUACGUACAGGUGCCAGGGUGUAUGCUUACAGAGACUGACUGUCUGCCUCAUAUAGACACACGUGCACACACUCAAGGCUAUGGGAGGCCUUUGGCUUCCUGGGUCCAGCUGGGCACAAACUGGACUUUUGGGGCCCUUGGCUCUGGGGGCUGGCGGUAUUGCUCCAGGCAGUACAGUGGGAACUGGGGGGAUGGAGGAGGUACACAGAGUAUUGCUGAUGGGUACUGUGUGACCCUGGCUGCGUGUCUGACAUCCCAUAAAUAUGUGUGCUGUGACA
Messenger RNA from Microtus ochrogaster (prairie vole), 2480 nucleotides. It is a transcript of the gene Wscd1, whose product is annotated as WSC domain containing 1. Gene Ontology annotation, molecular function: sulfotransferase activity. The transcript has 8 exons. NCBI's taxonomy places the organism in Eukaryota, Metazoa, Chordata, Mammalia, Rodentia, Cricetidae. Bases 149 to 1867 code for a protein of 572 amino acids. The record is from RefSeq and is a predicted model, not a curated record.